Cotesia glomerata is the source of this 840-nucleotide messenger RNA. RefSeq names its product density-regulated protein homolog (gene DENR). NCBI's taxonomy places the organism in Eukaryota, Metazoa, Arthropoda, Insecta, Hymenoptera, Braconidae. Bases 207 to 758 code for a protein of 183 amino acids. The record is from RefSeq and is a predicted model, not a curated record. Gene Ontology annotation, biological process: formation of translation preinitiation complex; translation reinitiation. Gene Ontology annotation, molecular function: translation initiation factor activity; mRNA binding. The transcript has 4 exons.
AUCACAUAACCUCGUAACGAUCGCUAAUUCGUCGCCGUAAAAAAAGCAAACAAUUGUGCAUAUUACAUCGAUUUAUUAAGCUUUGUUAUAAUUGUUUUAUUUAUUAAUACUAAGAAGAAAGACUGCUUGUAUUUUUACAUAAUUUUUUUAAUUUAUAUCUUUAUACUGAUUUGUUAUUCUUUUUAAAAUUGUGAUUAAUUGUCGAGAUGGCUGAGCUAGAGCAACCCGAAUUUCAUCUUGGACCCGAUCCCAAUGUCACGUAUCCAAUUCAAGUUCAAUAUUGUGGAAACUGCUCUCUUCCUCUUGAAUACUGUGAAUACUACCCAGAGUACGACAAAUGUAAGCAAUGGCUGGAAAGAAAUCUUCCAAAAGAAUUCGAGAAGAUGAAGCUGAUGGAAGACGGAACCGCUGAGUCUGGUGCUGGUGAUGAUGAGAAGAAAAGACAGAAGCGAGGUGGUAAAGGGAUGCUAAAAACCAAGAAGAAAGAGGAUGUUCCUAAGCUGAUUACUGUUUCUAGAGCCCCUAGGGGUAAAAAGAAAUCAGUAACAGUGGUCACUGGCCUCAGUACUUUCGAUAUUGAUCUGAAGGUCGCAGCCAAGUUCUUCGGAAGUAAAUUCGCUUGCGGUUCUAGUGUCACUGGAGACGACGAAAUAGUUAUUCAAGGAGAUGUUAAAGACGACUUGUUUGACGUAAUUCCGGAAAAAUGGCCACAGAUUGACGAAGACUCAAUCGACGACUUGGGAGAUCAGAAGAGAUGAUAAGUUUAUAAAAUUUCAUACAAUCGCACAAUAUUUAUCACACCUCAGAUAUUAACAAUAAAGAAAAUGUAAAUAAAAUAAA